This is a messenger RNA of Corticium candelabrum, 2325 nucleotides long. RefSeq names its product EF-hand calcium-binding domain-containing protein 7-like. Gene Ontology annotation, biological process: positive regulation of protein localization to ciliary membrane. Gene Ontology annotation, molecular function: calcium ion binding. Lineage: Eukaryota; Metazoa; Porifera; Homoscleromorpha; Homosclerophorida; Plakinidae. Gene Ontology annotation, cellular component: plasma membrane protein complex; ciliary membrane. The record is from RefSeq and is a predicted model, not a curated record. The transcript is spliced from 14 exons. Bases 1 to 2208 code for a protein of 735 amino acids.
AUGGCGGUGAGCAUGGAAGCCCAAUUCGAAAAUGAAUGCAAAGCAACUUGGAUUUCAGUAUUGAAUAGCUUACAGUCAAAGCUUACACGAAGACAAGAUUUUUUAGCAAUGCUGCAGCAGGCGGGAAGAAAUCCGUCGAGAAAGACGGUGGAGAAGUAUUGGACGGAACGCAGACAGUCCAUGGAAUUUCAAGAGUUUUGUGAUAUUUUACGUUUCGAGAAGCCACAGACUACUGAAGAUCUGACGAGUGCUUUCAGAAAAAUUGAUAUCAAUAAUGAUGGUUAUAUUACACACAACGAACUGAAGCGAGUACUAACAAAGCAUGGUGAAAAGAUGAGCGACGAAGAAGUAUCUCGUAUAUUUAGUGAAGCGGAUGUUAAUCACGAUGGCAAGCUUGACUACCAAGAGUUUUGUCAAAUGGUGAUGACGACAAGCAAACGCUGCCAAUCCAACUCGUUGAAAAAACUCGCUAAACAAGAGAAACACAAAUCGCAGAAAGAAGAAGCAAAGUCUGAAACAGACAGAAAAACUGAAGCAACGUCUUCAAGAGAAAAGAAAGAAGCAAAGAAGCAAAAUAAACAAACGAAACGUGAAGAGCAGAAAGGAUUUGAUGAAGAAUAUUUACAACAGAGUGAUGAUGAAAACGCAUCCGCGUCAUUGGCCAAGAAUGGAAAAUCAAAGACAUCAGACGUCUCGAACAGUAAAGCAACCCCGACAUCCUCACCUCAACGAUUAACUAAGAGCUCACACUCAACGAGUCAUAAACCAGAAAAAGUCAAUCAGACGCCAGAAGGGAAGCCUUUUAUGUUUACAAAGAACGAGAAUGCUCGUAGUCCGCCGGCUCUUAGUCCUCCUGCCGUGUCAGUGGAGGAGUUUGUAGUUUCUGAAGGAAACGAUACGGAUGAAGAUGACUUGGUCGUAUUCGGUCCGAGUGCGAAUAUGCACUUGUCGUCAAGGAGUGAGACUGUGAUUGCGGCUGGUGGUUCGACAUCUGCUGCAGCGGGAGUUGACAAACUAAAGUCGAAGUCGUCGGUUUUGUUGACAAAGAAGGAGAAGGAGCUUGUUGUAGAUUUGUCCGCUCCGGGAAGUCGUUCGACUCGAGUUUCGAAGGGAAAGAAGGUUAGAGUGAAAGAGCCAAAGAAUUUGAAGAGUUGGCACAAGGCUCAUGGUAAAGGAUGCUUCUACUUUUCCAAUUCAAACAUUGUAACUCAUCGAUAUCAACUAGAACUGCCAUCAGCUUCUAAUACAUACAUCACAGUCAAUCCUCCAACCAUUGACGUGCCAGGAAAACCUCCAGUGGACAUAACACUUUUGUUAAUUGAGAAGGCAGGGGACGACGUGGGGGCCAAAGUCGAGUUGUUUGAUUUCACAGAAACGUACAAGUCAAAGAAGUCUUCGUUGAGAACCGAGCUUCGUGCAGGGACGUACUGCAUCUUACCGUUCACAACAGGUUGUCGGUUCAAGAAACGUGCUAGCGAAUCGACUGAAGAGAAGAAGCUGUUGGAUGAGGCGGGAGACUUUACAUUGGAUGCCAGACACGCAUUAGACGAGAUGUUCAAUCGUGCCGAUCUUGAUCAAGAUGGCAAAUUGAGUCGUAAAGAAUUCAAUUAUUUCCAGAAUCAGACAAGUGGAGAAGAGUGUGACGAUGAGACAUGGGAGAUCAUAAAAGAGAACUUUGAGGUAACUCAACAGGACAAACUGAUGAGGAAGGGAUUCCAUGACUUACAUAAAGAGACAGUCAAAGACGAGGAUGGUGGAAUCAGUGAGCUGUGGGGCACACUGCAGGCGAUGGGAUAUAACAAGGCUCUACAGUUGGAUGAGGCGUGGCCAUUUGAGUUUGAUGUGCAUUGCGAAGUAUGUCAACCUGAGUUAUCUGUGAGUGGUUAUGAAACAGAAGAUAGACAACUUGAGGAGGCAGUUGUCGCUUCUGUGACGUAUCAUAGCGACCGGAUUCCUGUGAAAGGACACAAUGGGCUGAUUGUUCACGAGUUUCGUGGAGACAGUCGAGUCACUGUGGCAGUGGAGAAUGUGGGUUCAGAAGUUACUUCUGUGACCUUUGACUGUACGGGCAGUGGCAACUGUGUGUCACAUCGAGGGUCUCUAAAACAUACACUAACAGUGUUGCCACGAGAAACACAAAUUGUUCACCAUCUCAUGGCCGAUAACUGGAAGAAGUCGUGUAAACCGAAGUGGACUGUUGUCGUUUGACACAAUACAACUUUAUAUGUAUUGUAAUAAUUAAUUAGUGGAUUUUAAGUAUUAAUUAAUUAGAGCGUAAUUUUUGCUGUUCUGUGUGUAAUUGAUAUGAUUAUUUUAACAUCAAAA